Polypterus senegalus (gray bichir) is the source of this 1938-nucleotide messenger RNA. RefSeq names its product patched domain-containing protein 3-like. The transcript has 4 exons. Lineage: Eukaryota; Metazoa; Chordata; Cladistia; Polypteriformes; Polypteridae. The record is from RefSeq and is a predicted model, not a curated record. Gene Ontology annotation, cellular component: membrane.
AUGGUAUUUCAGUCUGAGGAUCAUAGUUCCCGCUUAUUAGAGAAGCCACAGAGACUGCAAAGGCAAUUAUCACACCCAAUUUCUGUUGCACCACUACAUGCAGUGAACAAGGUGUCCUACUUUAUCUCUUUCUCAAGACAAGAGUAGUUUGAAGGCAGCCCCAAGAAGGUGAUCCCCCUGUUCUCCGUCACCUACUUCCUAGUCAUAUUCUUUUCAAUUCCGUCCUGUUUAAGGUUUGACUGUGUGAGGAACAAGGCCUGGGUUGCAGCUUUUGGAGUUUUCUCUGCUGGCCUCGCCGUCCUUUGUGGAUUUGGUUUGCUGUUAUACUGUGGCGUGCCUUUUGCCAUGACCGUGGCUAACUCUCCAUUGCUCAUUCUGGGUGAGCAAUUUUUGAUGAUUGCUUGUUGGCAGCAAACGAAAGUUCAGGACUCUGUGGAAGAUCGCUUAGCUGAGACAUACAAAGAGGCCGCUGUCUCCAUCACCAUCACCAGACUGACUGACGUUUUGGCCUUCUACAUUGACAUCAUGACUCCCUUCCGAUCAGUGCAGUCCUUCUGCAUUUACACUGGCACCACCGUUCUCUUUUUUUACUUAUUCAACAUUACUUUCUUUGGGGCAGUUUUAGCUUUAAAUCGUAAAAGAGAGGAGAGUAACAGACAUUGGCUACUUUGUAUGAAGGUCCCUACAACGUCCCCAGCAGAGUCCUCUAAAGCAUACAGCCUCUGCUGUGUAGGGGGUUCAUAUGACCAAUCUACUGGUGCAGAGACUGAACACCCAAUGAACCUCUUCUUCAAGAAGUGUUAUGGACCUUUUCUGACAAAUGUCUGGACCAAAGUAUUUGUGGUGCUCUUGUAUGCUGGGUACCUAGCAGCCAGCAUUUAUGGAUGUUUCCAGAUAAAGGAAGGAAUAGAUCUUAGAAAUCUGGCUUUUGACAAAUCCUAUAUAGUCAGAUAUUAUGACCAUGAAGAAGCAUACUUUUCAGAAUAUGGUCCAAAUGUAAUGGUUGUAAUCCCAGAGGAAGUUGCCUACUGGAACAUAACCGUUCGUGAAGAUAUUGAUAACUGCAUUGGCAAAUUUAAAAACCUUUCGUAUAUUGAUCAGAAUCUUUCUGUAUCCUGGCUUCAGUUUUAUGAAGAUUUUGCAGAAAAGGCCAACAUUAAUAUAAAAAGCCAAACGUCAUUCAUCGAUAAUUUAAUGAUAUUUUUUAGGAUAUUUCCAUAUUUCAAGCAAGAUGUUCAUCUUUCAGGGGAUGUUAUCAAUGCUUCUCGUUUUUUCAUUCAGACAGUAAACAUCAACAAUGCAGUUGCUGAAAAAAAUAUGCUGACUGAGCUAAGAGAGAUGGCAGAAAGCUGUGUUGUUCGCCUUGUAGUGUAUCACCCGGCCUUCAUCUACUUUGACCAGUACUUAGUCAUUGUUAACAAUACUAUCCAGAACAUUGCAGUGGCCACUGCGGUAAUGUUGCUGAUCUCACUUCUGUUGAUUCCAAAUCCACUUUGUUGUCUGUGGGUGACAUUUGCUAUCGCAUCUGUCAUUGUAGGUGUGUCAGGAUUCAUGGCAUUCUGGGAUGUGAACAUAGACUCCAUCUCCAUGAUCAAUUUGGUCAUCUGCAUUGGCUUCUCUGUCGAUUUCUCUGCUCACAUCUCCUAUGCCUAUGUGUCCAACAGGAAACCAAAAGCCAAUGAUAAAGCAAUUGAUGCUCUCUAUAUCCUCGGCUACCCCAUUGUACAGGGAGCCAUCUCGACAAUUCUGGGGGUUGCGGUAUUAGCUGCUGCAGAAAGCUACAUUUUCAGAACAUUUUUUAAAAUUAUGUUCUUAGUCAUUGGCUUUGGUGCUCUUCAUGGACUCAUAUUUAUUUCGGUUUUUCUUACAUUCUUUGAGGUUUGUGGCAAGUGCAGUGAAAUCCAAAGUGAAGAACAAAGCAGUUUUAGAGAUUUCUAG